UGUAUGCGGGGGUGGGUCCUUGUGAACGGCGCUGCAGAGUCCAUUUGGAAAGAGGAACUGUGCGGGGUUGGACCUGUAGUCGACCCUGAGAAGAAUCGACCCCUGAUAGCACUUCUCAGUGAGGUCAGAUCUCCUUCCACCUUUGAUGGGUGGGAAGAGGAAGCGGGGAGAAGGAAGCGAGGAGUGAUUCAACCUCUAAGUCUGCUGUUGGAACAGAUCCCCUGCAGUGCCGGAGAGAGGAGACACGGUCGACUGGGAAGCAUGAGAGACGCCGCCGUCCCGAUGUGGAGGACCCUACUCGUUAUUGGGCUGCUGGCUGCCCAGGUUAGGCUGAGCUACCCAAACCCAAUGGAGGAGUGUUCUGGCAUGGGAGUCCCAGGUCUGAGGAGCUUCAAUCUGAUGACCAAGUGUAACUCCACCACGCUCCGAGAGAAGUCCCUCCAGCAGAUCCAGGCCCCCACCACCAACCUCUUCAUCCCCAUCCUGUACCUGUUUGCACUCUGCGUGGGGCUGCCCGCCAACCUGCUGGCUCUCUGGGUGCUGGUGUUCAGAACCAAGAAGCUUCCCUCCACCACGCUGCUCAUCAACCUGACGGCCGGCGACAUCAUGCUGCUGCUCGUCCUGCCCUUCCGCAUCGUCUACCACCUGAAGGGCAACGACUGGGUGUUUGGCGAGCCCUUCUGCCGCAUCGUCAUGGCCAUGUUCUACGGCAACAUGUACGGCUGUAACCUGUGCCUGGCGCUGGUGGCGUUGGACCGCUACGUGGCGCUGGUGCACCCCUUCGGCGCCAAGGUUCUCCGGAGCCGCAGGACGUCCCUGUACAUGAGCUUGGUGGUGUGGAUGGUGGUGAUUGCCGCUAUGGUCCCUCUCCUUGUGUCCCAGCAGUCCUACGUGCUGGACGAGCUCCAGAUCACCACCUGCCACGACGCCCUACCGGUGCAGGAACAGGAGACCUACUUCCUGCCCUACUUCACAACGUUGUUCACUCUGUGCUUCCUGCUGCCCUUCCUGGUCAUUGUGUACUGCUACAGCGCUGUUCUUCGCACCCUGGUGGCCGGUGGGAAGAGGUACAGCCAUGCGGUGCGCGUGACGGCCUUGGUCCUCGUGGUGUUCCUGGUAUGCAUGUUGCCGAGCAACAUCCUCCUACUGCUCACCUACUCCGACAGCAUCCUGGACGGGGAGGACAUAUACCUGCCCUACAUGGUUAGCCUAGCGGUCAGCACCCUAAAUAGCUGCAUCGACCCCUUCAUCUACUACUACGUGUCGGACGACUUCAGGGAAAAGGUGAGGAAUUUGCUGCCUUGCUGUGGCGACAGAAACGACAACUCGUCCUCCUCGGGGAACCCUGUGUCGAAUUCGUCCUCGUCCAGGAUAAAGAGCCAGCUCACCUUGCUGUCCAAAUCCAGCCGGCAGGCCACCAUUGACGAGGAUGCUGCUUGAGGCUGCCAUGGCAGAACCUUCUACAGAGCAGAGUUCUGCAUUUCUGUAAACCUCAUCCAUUGGGUUCCAUUCGAUGUUCCAUUUGAUUAUGUCAUGCUGAAGUGUACUUGGACAGAGGAAAAUAUUAGGCGACGUUUGCGCUCUGAAUGCUUUGGGUUCAUAAGUAGAUGCCAAGAUGUUUUUAACUGUCGCCAUGAAGGAAAACCGCUCUCUGAUAGAACCCUCAACAUUAUAGAAUCCCUUUCUGUGAUGGAACCCUCUCUAUCGUACAUUCUCUCCAAUACAUUGUAGAAGUCUCUCUCUCUCUCUCUCUCUCUCUCUCUCUCUCUCUCUCUCUCUCUCUCUCUC
Messenger RNA from Gadus chalcogrammus (walleye pollock), 1788 nucleotides. RefSeq names its product proteinase-activated receptor 4. The coding region runs from base 4 to 1440 and encodes 478 amino acids. Gene Ontology annotation, biological process: blood coagulation; positive regulation of Rho protein signal transduction; thrombin-activated receptor signaling pathway. Gene Ontology annotation, cellular component: membrane. Gene Ontology annotation, molecular function: thrombin-activated receptor activity. The transcript is spliced from 2 exons. Lineage: Eukaryota; Metazoa; Chordata; Actinopteri; Gadiformes; Gadidae. The record is from RefSeq and is a predicted model, not a curated record.